UUGUUUGUUUCCUGCUCCUCGGCGACAGUGACGCAGCAUGGUCAGAACCGGGAAGUCACGUGACUGCCGCGGCGGCCACGCCCACACCGCAAGUCUGCUGAAAAAGCCGCCAGGUGUCGGAAGAAGACUCUCAGCCAUGACAAGCAGCGUUGCCAAGAUGUCCAAGAAGAUCCCGUUCCAGAGUCCCGCGUUGGAGGCGGCAGCGGCGGUGUCGGUGGACGUGUCCAUCAUCCGCAUCCCGCCCCACCACUACGUCCACGUGUUGGACCAGAACACCAACAUCGCCCGUGUGGAGAUCGGGCCGCUCACCUUCAUCCGCCAAGAUCACGAGAGGGUCCUGUUCUUGCCGGUGCGGAUGAUCACGGUGCCGCCGCGCCACUUCUGCGUGAUCGCCAACCCGGUGGCGUGCGACGACGACGGCCGCGUCCUCUUCGACGAUGCGGGCCAGGCCAAGCUGCGCCACGCCGACCUGGAGAUCCGCCUGUGCCGGGAUCCUUUCCCGCUGUACCCCGGAGAGGAGAUCCAGCAGGAGGUGACGCCGCUGCAGGUGGUCUAUCCCGACACGGCACUGCGACUGCGGGCGCUGCUGGACUUCCAGGAGGAGGGCGGCAAGAGACGGGUCGCCGGGGACGAGUGGCUUUUCGAGGGACCCGGGACGUACAUCCCCAAGAAGGAAGUGGCGGUCCUGGAGACCAUCAAGGCCACGGUGAUCCGGGUGAACCAAGCCAUCAGACUGCGAGCUCGCAAGGAGGGAGUCGACCGCAGCGGCGUGUACCGCGUCACAGGGGAGGAGUGGCUGGUCGGCAAAGUGGGGGCGUACCUGCCGGACGCGCACGAGGAAGUGCUGGACAUCGUCAACGCCUUCAUCCUGACCGACAAGAAAGCGCUGCACGUGCGCGCCCUGCGGGCCUUCAAGGACACGGGGGACCGCCAGCGGCGUACGGGCGACGAGUGGCUGGUGACCAACAGCGACCACGAGGCGCACAUCCCCUCGGUGGCGGAGGAGGUGGUGGGCGUGGUGGAGGUGACCACGCUGAGCAGCCGCCAGUACUGCGUCAUCCUGGACCCGGUCGGACCCGACGGCAAACCUCAGCUGGGCCAGAAGAGGGUGGUGAAGGGGGAGCGCUCCUUCUUCCUGCAGCCCGGCGAGCGUCUGGAGCGCGGCAUCCAGGACGUGUACGUGCUGUCCGAGGAGGAAGGUCUGCUCCUGCGAGCCGUCCAGGCCUUCACCGACACCGAGGAGCGCGAGGUGGCCGAGGACGAGGAAGAGGAGCGGAGCAAGCGCCCGCGCCAAAGCGCCGUCCUUCGCCGUCCUGGCGACCGCUGGAUGCUGCGAGGCCCCGUGGAGUACGUGCCCCCUGCCACGGUGGAGGUGGUGCAACGGCGGCAGGCCAUCCCGCUGGAUGAGAACGAGGGCAUCUACGUGCGGGACAUGAAGACGGGCAAGGUGCGAGCGGUCAUCGGGCAGACGUACAUGCUGAAUCAGGACGAGGAGAUGUGGCAGAAGGAACUUCCUCUCAACGUGGAGACGCUGCUGGCCUCCACCCGCGACCCUUUGGCCGACCGCUCGGACCGGAGCAAGAUGGCGGAGGGCAAAGCGAGGACCAAGACGCAGGUGGUCUCCUACAGAGUCCCCCACAAUGCGGCGGUGCAGGUUUACGACUACCGGGAGAAAAGGGCCAGGGUGGUGUUUGGACCGGAGCGCGUGAUGCUGGGUCCUGACGAGCAGUUCACCGUGCUGUCGCUGUCGGGGGACCGCCCCAAGCGAGGCAACGUGAUCAAGGCCAUCUGUCUGCUGCUGGGCCCCGACUUCUUCACCGACAUCAUCACCAUCGAGACCGCCGACCACGCCCGCCUGCAGCUGCAGCUCUCCUACAACUGGCACUUUGACGUCAAGUCGCCCGUGGACCCCGCCGAAGCCGCCGCCCUGUUCUCCGUGCCCGACUUUGUGGGCGACGCCUGCAAGGCCAUCGCGUCUCGGGUCCGAGGCGCAGUGGCGUCCGUGCAGUUUGACGACUUCCACAAGAACUCCAACCGCAUCAUCUGCUCGGCCGUGUUCGGGUUCGACGAGAAGCUAGCGGUGCGCCAGAGUCUGCGCUUCCAUCAGAACCGCCUGGUCAUCAGCAGCGUGGACAUCCAGUCUGUGGAGCCCGUGGACCAGAGGACGCGAGACUCCCUGCAGAAGAGCGUCCAGCUCGCAAUCGAGAUCACCACCAACUCCCAGGAGGCCACCGCACGUCACGAGGCGGAGCGUCUGGAGCAGGAGGCGCGAGGCCGGCUGGAGAGACAGAAGAUCAUGGACCAGGCGGAAGCUGAGCGAGCCAGGAAGGAACUUCUAGAACUGGAGGCUCUCAGCGCGGCGGUGGAGAGCACGGGCGCCGCCAAGGCGGAGGCUCAGUCCCGGGCGGAGGCGGCGCGCAUCCAAGGCGAGGCGGCGGUCCACGAGGCCAAACUGAAAGUGGAGGCUCAGAGCAUCGAGGCGGAGGCGGAGCUGGAGCGUCUGGCGAAAGCUCGCCAGCAGGAGCUGAGCUACAGGAAGCAGAUGGACCAGCUGGAGGUGGACAAGCAGCAGCGUCUGUCCAACAUGGAGAGCGAGCGCUUCAGCCAGCUGGUGGCCAGCCUGGGCAGCGACACGCUGAAGGAGAUGGCGAGGGCCGGCCCCGAGCUGCAGGUGAAGUUGCUGCAGGCCCUCGGACUCAAGUCCACCCUCAUCACAGACGGCGUGUCGCCCAUCAACCUCUUCACCACCGCCAACGGCCUGCUGGGGGCGCUGCCCGCGCCCGCACCGUGACGCCACUGGGAGGAGCCUCCCUUCAUCUAGGCACACCUAGCUUAGAUGCAUGUGUACGUCUAGGUGACAGGUCCUAUACUUCCACAUGACCUCACCUACAUCUAGAUGACCUCAUCUAGUUGAUAUGUCCUACAGACCCAGAUAUGUCCUAUUGAUUUCGAUGACAUCAUCUAGAAGUAGGUGAUGGCGUCAUCACCUACUUCUAGACGACGUCAUCUUGAUGUAGGUGAUGACGCCAUCUAUUUGUAGGUGACGACAUCAUCUAGGUGUGGGUGAUGACAUCAUCUAGGUGUAGGUGAUGACAUCAUCUGGAAGUAGGUGAUGACAUCAUCUGGAAGUAGGUGAUGAAGUCGUCUAGAUGUAGGUGAUGACAUCGUCUAGAUGUAGGUGAUACAUCAUGUAGAUGUAGGUGAUGACAUCAUCUAGAUGUAGGUGAUGACAUCAUGUAGAUGUAGGUGAUGACGUCGUCUAGAUGUAGGUGAUGACAUCGUCUAGAUGUAGGUGAUACAUCAUGUAGAUGUAGGUGAUACAUCAUGUAGAUGUAGGUGAUACAUCAUGUAGAUGUAGGUGAUGACAUCAUCUAGAUGUAGGUGAUGACAUCGUCUAGAUGUAGGUGAUGACAUCGUCUAGAUGUAGGUGAUGACAUCGUCUAGAUGUAGUUGACAUCGUCUAGAUGUAGUUGACAUCGUCUAGAUGUAGGUGAUGACAUCGUCUAGAUGUAGGUGAUGACAUCGUCUAGAUGUAGUUGAUGACAUCGUCUAGAUGUAGGUGAUGACAUCGUCUAGAAGUAGGCGAUGACAUCGUCUAGAUGUAGGCGAUGACAUCGUCUAGAUGUAGGCGAUGACAUCGUCUAGAUGUAGGCGAUGACAUCGUCUAGAAGUUGGUGAUGAAGUCGUCUGGAAAUUGGUGAUAUUUGGUAUGUUUGUGCUGAUGCAUCUGCUUGCAGGAAUAAAGUGUGCUUGAGAAGGCA
Molecule: messenger RNA, 3761 nt
Organism: Nerophis ophidion (straightnose pipefish)
Lineage: Eukaryota; Metazoa; Chordata; Actinopteri; Syngnathiformes; Syngnathidae
Gene: mvp
Product: major vault protein
Exons: 18
Coding region: 38-2791 (917 amino acids)
Cellular component (GO): nucleus; cytoplasm
Molecular function (GO): protein binding
Source: RefSeq, a predicted model, not a curated record